UAGCAAUACACCCCAGGGUAGAACAGUCGUUGAGACCCCGAAUCUGAGGUGUGCUGACGAGUUGACGAGUUAUCAAGCUAUCAGCCCAUCCCUAAAAUGAAGACGGUAUCCGUCAUUGGUGCUGCUUGCCUUCUUCUGACUUUGUUKAAACCAGUUGGCUCCAUUGAGUGCUAUGAAUGUUCAAACGGAAAUGGUAGUAGCUGCAAUGGURAAAAGAUCCAGUGUUCYCCAAGAUAUGAUAGAUGCUUUACGGCAGUCGAAAAAGAUCGAAAAGGAGUCAAGAAAGGUUGUAAUUCCGAUGAGGGCUGUGGUAACCAGAAAACGUCUUGCAAAGACAGAUGCGAUUCCUUUGAAUGUUGUUCAAGUGACCUCUGUAACGCUGACUCUGGACUCAAGUCCAUGUCGAUCCUGAAUGCCUUGGCUAUGAUGAUUGCUUUUGCACGUCAUUAUUUGAUGUAACCAUGGAGACCAAUUGCAAUAAAAGUAGUACGGUUCGUAAAACUUGUAAUUCAAA
Messenger RNA from Exaiptasia diaphana, 514 nucleotides. Its product is annotated as alpha-colubritoxin. The transcript is spliced from 2 exons. The record is from RefSeq and is a predicted model, not a curated record. Lineage: Eukaryota; Metazoa; Cnidaria; Anthozoa; Actiniaria; Aiptasiidae. Bases 97 to 459 code for a protein of 120 amino acids.